GUUUCAUCGAUUUUCCCCCGGUUAUCUACGGCGGAAAAUGCGACGCAAUCGUAAGUUUUCACCUUUGGUCGUCGCGGCGUGAGAAUGCCCAUCCCCGAACAUUUUCCGCGACCAUGAGCAGCCUCCAGGACUACGCCCCCGUCCUCGUGCACUGGUCGUUCGGCUCCGCCGUCUUGGUGGGGCUCGUCGCCUCCGAGUUCACCGGUGCCGAGACCGUCGCGGCCCUCUGCAUCGCUUGCUGCGCGUCCACGUUGUCGGGUCUCUGCGGCGCCGACGAAGAGGCGCCGUCGAGGCGGAGACGCGGCCUCGGCGACCUCCUCGCCUUUCUAGCCAUCUGGCUCGACGCGCUCACCAACUUGGUGGCGGCGUCGACGUGCGCCCGUCUAGCGAGCGCCACCGUCGACUACAUCACCAAGGGCAGCUUCCGGGAGUUCCUGUUCGGCCUGCAGCAGCACUCGCUGGGCGAACCGUGGCCCGACGUCCUCGGCGUCACCAUUGUCCUCGUCGUAACCGCCCUCUUCAUGCUGGGCCUCGAGAGGUCGCCGAUAAUUUCGGCGCUGCUCGCGCUCGUCGCCCUCGCCAACUGGGCCUUCUUCGUCGCGGUCGGCGGCUUCCACGCCGUCCGCCGCCUCGACGAGUGGUUCUCCACAUUUGAGAUCCGCUCCUUGCCGACGGUGCUGAGGGCGGCCGCCGUCUGCUCGUUCGGCUUCGUCCACAGACUCGACCGUCCCCCGCGACCGCUCGUCGCGUCGCUCGCGCCGCUCCUCCUCUACGGCGUCGUCGCCGUCGUGUUCGGCCUGAUGACGCGCCACCGGGAGCUCCUCGGCACCGCUAUCCCGUUGAUCCAAGUGUUCGAGAACCGCGACGUGGAUUGGGCCCGGCCCGCGAUGGCCGUCUUCACCGUCAGCGUCGCGUGCCUCCUGCUGACGGAGGUCACGCCCCAGGUGUACUCGGCGUUCGUGCGUCUCGGCGACCGCGAUUGGCGCGUCCUCGUCAGCGCCAUCCGCUUGCGGAGCGCCGCGACCGGUGCCCCCGUCCUCGCCGUCUUCGCCGCCGGCAGUCUGGCCGCCAUUUUGGCGUUCGCGUGUCCCUUGUCCCACCUCGUCCGACUGUUGAACGUCGCCCGUCUCGUCGGCUGCGCCCUGGACUCCUGCCGCGUGAUCCUCGCCCGUUAUAAGGCGGACGCCGUCCGCGACGAGCUCCGCGGUACCGCCAGCGUGCAGUACCGCAAGCUGAACGGCGCGAGGCGCCACGAGGUCACCUUGAAGGAACGCCUGCGGGGCGUGUUCGGCGCCAAGCCGGUCUACGUGCACCGGCUCGCGUCGCCGAAACGGCCCGCGGAGGAGCGCGAGCGCCUCCUCGGAGAAGGCGUCCCACCGACUAUCGACGGCCACUCGGACGACGAGGAGAACGAAAUGGACGUGCUGUCGUCGUGCUCCGACAGCUCGACCGACAUCGACGUCAUCGUCGAGGAGUACAAAGAGGCCCUGAAGGUCGCCGCGGCCGGCGGCAACUUGCACGACGCGCGACGCCCCGCCACGCGGACGACGUUCGCGACGGUCGUCGGGGGCGUCGCGGGCAUCGUCGCCGGCGCCGUCGGCGUCGGCUUGUACGUCGCGCGGGUCACGCCCCUCUGCUGGCCCUACCUGGUGGGCGUCGUCGCCGCCGUCCUGCUGGUUACGGCGAUGCCGUCCAACGCGUCGGAACGCGCGAAGCCGGGCCCGGUGCCGACGUGGGCGUUCCCCGCCGCCCACGCCGCCUCCGUGACCGGCCACGUGGCCCUCGCGUCCGCCGCCGCGUCCGAAGUGUGGCAGGGCGUCGCCUUUUGGACGCUCGCCGGCCUGCUGCUCUAUUGGAAGUGCGAGUGCUGCACGUGCGACCCCGAAGGGCCCGAGGAGUGGAAGCGGCGUCUGCCCGACCACGUCCACGUGGCCAGAUGA
Molecule: messenger RNA, 1940 nt
Organism: Cylas formicarius (sweet potato weevil)
Lineage: Eukaryota; Metazoa; Arthropoda; Insecta; Coleoptera; Brentidae
Gene: tadr
Product: probable cationic amino acid transporter
Exons: 3
Coding region: 114-1940 (608 amino acids)
Biological process (GO): amino acid transport
Cellular component (GO): plasma membrane
Molecular function (GO): amino acid transmembrane transporter activity
Source: RefSeq, a predicted model, not a curated record